AUGAUCCCCUGUGCCAACAUGGUUGGAUUCGCCGGCCAGGAGCUUUCUCGCAAAGUGAGCCACGUCUUUGGCGUGCUGAUUGAGACGACCUUUGGUUCUAUUGUCGAAAUCAUCCUCUUCAUGGUACUACUCGCUGGAGACCAGUUUACCGUCAUCAAGGCUGCCAUUCUCGGAUCCAUCUUGGCAACUAUGCUUCUAUGCCUGGGACUGUGCUUCAUUGCGGGUGGCAUGCGACGAGACGAGGCCGAGUUCAGUGAAGUCGUCAGUGAAGCCGGUAGCGGCUUGCUGCUGACAGCAGGUGUCGCCCUAGCCAUCCCGACCCUGUUCGCCAACUCGCUCGAAAACCAGCUUACCGCCGAGGAACUGGGCAGCAAGACCCGCCACAUCUCACGCAUCGUAUCCUGCCUCCUCGUCAUUGCCUACGCCGUCUACGUCUACUUCCAGGCCCGAACCCACCACGGAAUCUACGACGCCAUCUUUGAGCACGACGAGCAGCGAGACCACGACAAGCGCAAGGACAUCAACAAGCCCAAGCUGACGCUGACCGAGUGCCUCGUCGCCCUCGUCAUCGCAAUCACCCUCGUCACCUUCAUGGCCAUCUACCUCGUCGAGCAGAUCGCCCCCAUCGUCGAGCGGCACAACAUCUCGGACCCCUUUAUGGGUCUCAUCCUCGUGCCCCUCGUCGAGAAGGCCGCCGAGCACCUGACGGCCGUCGACGAGGCGUGGGAUAACCAGAUGAACUUUGCCCUCUCUCAUGUCCUUGGCGCCACGCUGCAGACGGCGCUCUUCAACGCGCCGCUCGUCGUCAUCGUCGCGUGGGGCCUGCACAAGCACAUGGACCUUGUCUUUGAGGUGUUUGAUAUCGGCAUGCUCAUCCUCGCCAUCUUGACUGUCGGGAACUUCUUGAGGGAUCAGAAGAGCAAUUACCUCGAGGGUUUCUUGAGCGUGACGAUUUACGUUGCCAUUGCCGUGGCUGCGUUUUACUACCCGAACCCACCUGGCCACGGUGGUGCUGCCGAGGGUGGAAGUGCAGAAGGGGGCCAUUGA
Molecule: messenger RNA, 1047 nt
Organism: Colletotrichum fioriniae
Lineage: Eukaryota; Fungi; Ascomycota; Sordariomycetes; Glomerellales; Glomerellaceae
Biological process (GO): intracellular calcium ion homeostasis; calcium ion transmembrane transport
Cellular component (GO): fungal-type vacuole membrane
Molecular function (GO): calcium:proton antiporter activity
Source: RefSeq, a predicted model, not a curated record